Messenger RNA from Coccomyxa subellipsoidea C-169, 1005 nucleotides. RefSeq lists its product as hypothetical. The record is from RefSeq and is a predicted model, not a curated record. The transcript has 7 exons. Bases 1 to 1005 code for a protein of 334 amino acids. Lineage: Eukaryota; Viridiplantae; Chlorophyta; Trebouxiophyceae; Coccomyxaceae.
AUGGACCAACAGAACGAGCAGCAAGUCGUCAGCGUCACAGACAGAGUGCUGGGGGCACAGGUCUGGUACAAUGCAGAGCGCGGACGCAAACCACAGAGCUUCACACAAGAGCCUACCCUUGCAGAUCCCACCGACAACGGCCGCACUUGCGAUUUCUGCCAAUGGCGCACCCUCACUGCCAUAGAUAUCUUUGGCAGGAUAGAGCGGACGCAUGCAGUUUCGGCCUCAAAUCUCUUCAAGUACUGCCAGCCAUUCCACGGCCUCAUUCUGUUCAAGCACCAUCAUCCUCUGCAGUUUAACCUUCUACAGCUGUCCGAUCUGCUCCUUGUUGCCCAGGAGUGGUUUGAGCGCGGCUCAGCCACGCAGCCGUCUGCAAGGCACCCGUUCCUUCUGUGGAACUGUGGACCUCGUGCCGGAGCCAGUCAGUUUCAUGGGCAUGCCCAGGUCGCCCUCAGUCAGGUGCCCUUCCCAGGGUGUGAGGCGCUGACAGCUGCGGCGGAAAGGUACCCCGCAGCCCUGCCGGGGGCGGAUUACUACGGCGACCUAAUCCGCGCACAUCGAGCAGCCGGCCUGCUGCAUGAGCAUGCCGUUGGAGACAAGCGGGCGUGGUGCUAUGCCUCGCUGGUACCCACAAAGGACAUGGAGCUGGUGGUGCAGGGCAGCGGCUUGAGCUGCCCCUGCUUCCAAUAUCUCUUACACGCCGCCCUGAGAGCGCUCAUAGACAGGCUCGGGGUUGCCACAUUCAAUGUAGGCAUCUUCAAUAUCCGCUACGGGGCUGAUGUGAAAAGUUCCGCACCUCAUCUGGCGGCCAGCGUGCAAGCAGUAGACGGCAGUGGUGCUCCUCAACCCCCUAUUCUUGCGAGGAUUGUGUCCAGGGGAAAGACCAGCAGCCGGGCGUCGGACUAUGGGGGUUUGGAGGUGUUUGGGAAGGCCUCUAUAGGCAACACUGACCCCUACAGAGUAUUUGCUGCGCUGCAGGCUCAGCUGCAGGCCACUUUGAACUGA